UCAUACUAUUUGGCACAAACCAUCCGAUGCACUAGGUGGCAGUAUAACAGCAAUUGAUUUUUCUGUGACCCUAAGCAAACCAGAGAGGAAAUUUACGCUAGCAGACGCACACACGUGGAAACUGGUGUGAUAACUUCAAUCAAAGAUGACAUCAUUAGCACAUCAGCUGAAGCGGCUGGCUCUGCCGCAGAAUGACUCUAAUCUGCUCAGCCAGAGAGUGGUGGCCUCUGUGCUCUUUGACCCUAAAGAUGCUGCCAGCAUGGACCGCAGCACCUUCUAUGCCCUGGGCUGCACGGGACUUGAGGAGCUGAUGGGUAUUGAUCCAGCAUUCAGUGAGUUUCAGGAGACUCUGUUUAGUCAAGCCUCUUUGACUUUAGAGCGCAGUGUUCAGAGCAAAGAGGUGAACAAGAAACUGGACAAGAGCAUCUCACUCUUUCUCACUCGACUGUCACCUUACUUUCUGCUCAAGCCUGCUCUGAAAUGCAUUGAAUGGCUCAUACACAGAUUCCACAUUCAGCUGUACAACCAGGACAGCCUGAUUGCUUGUGUUUUACCAUAUCAUGAGACUAAAGUGUUUGUACGAGUGAUCCAGCUUUUAAAGAUUGAAGAUCCAACCCACAAAUGGCACUGGCUGCAUGGACUUCAGAAACCUGGUGUUCCCCUGGCUCGAGGAACUCUGCUCACACACUGCUAUAAGGACUUAGGCUUCAUGGAUUUCAUUUGUUCUAUGGUCACAGAUUCAGUAAAGGCAUACUCUGGAUUCGUCAGGGAUGGGAACUGUCCGCAGCUGCGUGUGAUUUUCUCUUUCUAUGCAUCCACCAUUGUUUCUGCACUUGAUGCAGUGGAGAAGAUAACUAACUCUAUUAUUGCCAAACUGCUUCCAUUUGUGCAACUGGGACUGAAAUCUAACCUUCUAGACUACGUGGCUGCCACUUACAUGGUUGUGUGUCAGAUGGCAGUGAAGGUAGUAAUGGAAGCUCAGCUGGUUGACUCUUUGACCGUGCAGUUGUGCAAGUCUCUAAGCCGAAUGCCUCAGCUGUCCAGAGAGGGUUUGAGCUGCAUUAUCGUCCUCUUGCAGAACCAGAAAGAAGGAAUUGUUGGUCCAAAGGCAUUUGGAUACCUGUGUGCUAUCCCCACCCUGGUGUCUACUCUCCAGAGUAUAGCAACAGUUCAUGACAUCAGUCCUCUGCUGCGUUAUCUGCUGCCCCAUCUCAUACACUCUGUGAUGACCCAGGAUGAUGAGCAGCAGAAUGAAAGUUUGUCAGACAGUACUGGACUAUUACAGUCAGUGUUUCAGGACCUUCCACUGUCUGGCAACCUGGAGAGCACUGCAGCCAAAAUGCUUCUUGAGGAGUAUGUUUCCUGCAGCAUUGAGCUCUCCUCAGAUAGGAUUUCAGCUCUUAAUCAAAGAAUCCAAUCUGCUGUACGACAGUUUGAAUCCAGGUAUCCAUGUGCACUGGAUGUGGCACUGGAAAAUCAUGUCAAAAAAAUGUCAUCCGACCAUGAAAAAACUGUCCUUCAUCAGUUCAUCUCUCUAACUAUGAGCUGUGGAAAAUAUCAAAUCCUUCCAGAUUCAGACACCUCUCUGAUGCUCAGUCUGAAUCAUCCACUAGCUUCUGUGAGAAAUAUGGCUGUAGACUACCUGAAGGAGAUCCUCACCUCAGAACACAAUGGCUUUGAUGAGGCGUUUCUGAAGGAUGCAUUGCUGGAAAGAAUAAAGGAUGAUAUGCCAGAGAUUGUGCUCUCUGCCCUUAAAGCUUUGCAGCUUCACAUGGACCUUAUGGAUGCAGAGGAAACUGUUUCCUGUUUGAUUUCACUUCUUCAUCGCAUCAAACCAUCAGCGGAAUGGUGUUCGGUGCUAAAAGAGGCUGUGCGAGUUCUCGAUGACCCGCGUAUCAUUGAGGGCAACCCAGAUCUUAAGGCUCAGAUUAGUUGGGAGAUUCUGCCCUUCCUGGUGUUGACCAAUGCUGCGCCCAAGUGUGUGGAGCUGCAAAUGGCAUCUUGUGUGGCUGAAACAACUUUGCUUUCCCAGCAUCCCCUAACUCAUGGUUGGGCCAAAGUGCUGAAGGAUGUUCUGGUCAAAACCUCUCCAUCAGAUGUGCUAGGUGUAGUCAACCAAAUGCUUACAACAACUCUGAUCAAGAACUUGGCCAAUAUGGAUCAUGCAACCAAACGCGACACUCUGCAGAAUGUGUGUGAUAUCCUGAGCCGUCAGGGCAGCAGUGUGCGGGAGAGAGCAGCGUUUGUGGUGUUCAGUAAUGCACUGCUGCAGAGUCUGCAGUCCAUGACGGAGAGUCAACACCUCCACACUGCACAGAGUGUGUACAAACUACUGGAACCUUUACUGCUACAGGUCUACACAAUCCAACCUGAACAGGCUUCUUGUGAGGAGGUAAACGAGUGUCUGCCAGUCUGUGUGAUAUUGGGUGAGUUUCUGCAGAAGAUGAGCUCUGAUCUCAGUGCAGAGAGAGAACAAGGCCUCCUCCUGCUGUCACUCCUGCGGCUUUUCAUCACGGCACUCAAAUGUCCAGAUUCCACAUUUAAAGAUGAGCCAUGGUGGAACCCAGAGAAAAUGGAUGCCAAUACCUGCUGUUACGUGCAUCUCCUGUGUCGUCUCUUUGAUGUAGUGAUAUCAGGGGCCAGUCAAGGGCCCUUGGCUCUCUGCUUCAAGAGCCUAAUGCAGCCUCUGUUACAAGUUCACCUGAAUGAGCCGACAACCCUCUUUAAGUUCCUCUCUCUUUUAUGGGGCUACAACAGUAAUUUGGGUGAUCAGUUGGAUUGUCAAGUUAGUGCCAUACUGCAAACGCAGGCUCUUUAUGUGGGAAAGGCUUUGCUUUGCAAUCAGCCAAUAAAAACCCGCAACGUGCUGGCAGCAGGUUCCUCACCAGUGGUGCCGUCUUUGCUGGUGUGUUUGUGUUCAGGCGUGUGUGAAGUUCGGAGAGCUGCCAUUGCUGUGCUCCAUUCUCUGUCAGGGGUUGUUUCUUCACCUUAUUAUCUACUAGUGGAGAACGUCCUCAAAUCGUCAGAGGAGAUCAUCGCUGACCCCUCUUACCUCAGCCAGGCACUGUCCAAGAUGUAUGAGGAGGAACUGUUAUUGAAAGAUAAAAAGAAAAAGCUGGCAUCAAUUGAGCAGCUUCUGCAGUGUGUGCAGUUACCUUGCUGCCCUGCCUACACCUGUAAAACACUGCUGCGAGCACUUCAGGAUGUUCAUGGAGAGCCUGUUUUGGCCAUUCUACUGCCUGCUGUGGAGCGACUUCUUGAGCAGUGUGCUCCAGACUCAUGCACCUUCCUGCCAGAUGAGGCCCACCUCCUGCAGCUCCUGCUGAGCAAGUUCAAUGAGGCUUCUGCACCUUUACUGGUCAAAGACCCUCGAUGCCUGGAGGUCUUCAUUAGGGCACUGGGCACCUCAGCCAAGCCGUACCCUUCUAUGCCUGGUUUCCAGAUUAUUGCCCUGGAGCAGAUCACCAAGCCAUUCUUCAAUGCUCUUGGAGAUGAAAAGAUUCAACAGAAAAUUCUUUCUGUUUUAUUUGACUUGCUGGUGGGGAACAAAAACCCUGCCUGUGCCCAAGCUAUCAACAGUGUCUUUAAAGCGAUUGCUGUGGAUGCAGAGCUAGUGGCCAAUGAGCUGAUGCCUGUAGAGAAACAAAAAGUUACUGCAACAGUUCAACAAGCACGCAGGAGUAAAAUGCAAACUAGAAAAACACAAGACACAUCCAGGGCAGUGUCGGAGGAGAAUGUUGUCUCUUGGCCAAGAGUUACCCUGAUUUUAGAGCUUCUGCAACACAAGAAAAAGCUAAGGCGAGCCGAGUGUCUUGUGCCCGCUCUGUUUAAUCUGCUGUCCAGAUGUCUGGAGCCCGCCGCAGCUGAACAGGAGAAUCUCGAGUACACAAAACAACUCAUCCUCAGCUGCCUGCUGAAUGUCUGUCAGAAACUGUCUCCCGAUGGAGGGCCUAUAAGCAAAGAUGUGCUGGAGGAGGAUAAAUUUAACGUGGAGCUGGUAGUGCAGUGUGUCAGGAUGUCAGACAUGCCCCAAACUCACCAUCAUGCUCUCCUUCUGCUCGGUGCUUUGGCCGGUAUCUUUCCUGAGAAGGUUCUUCACAACAUCAUGCCCAUCUUCACAUUCAUGGGCUCUAACAUCAUGCGACUGGAUGACACUUACAGCUUCCAGGUCAUCAACAAGACUGUUCAGGCAGUCAUCCCUGCUCUUAUAAAGGCCAAUGAGGGUGGAAGUGCCCAGUCUGAGGGGAAUAUGGAGACUGUGGUAUCCCAUAUCGUGCAUGUGUUUGUUGAUGCCCUGCCUCAUGUGCCCGAGCACAGACGCUUACCCAUCCUCAGCCAGCUGAUGAACACACUGGGGCCGUCUCGCUUCCUCUGGGUCCUGAUGCUGCUCCUGUUCAAGCAGCAUGUCACACAAACAUCCGUCAGUGCAACUGGGGCUGAAAAGGAGGCUGUUGUGGAGAGAGAUCAGGACUUUUGGAUCUCCGUGUGCUGUGAGUUUGAGGUAAAGGAGCAGCUGACCUCCAUCAUCAGAAUCCUGCAGUAUCUCAUGACUCUACCGCAAGACAAAGAAGAAGCUCCGGAGAAAAAGAGGACCCGUGGAAGAAGUGCAGUGAAGAAGGAAGAAACAGUCUCGGAUGUGAUCUUCAGCGUGGAGGCUAAUAGUGGCAAGGACCUCCGCCAUUUUAAAUUCCUCUCCAUCUCUUUUAUGGCUCAGCUUUUGGCCUCUGACAGAUUUGUUGGGAAGGUGGCUGACUGUGAGGACAUAACAGAAAGCACCUUACAGACGCUUCAGCAGAAUCUGCUGGAGGAGGUUCUGCGCUACAUCCAUGCAGUUGCUCGAUGUGUAGAGGAUAAUGCAGACAAACCCACGGCUAAGUUCUGGAGAGCUCUGCUCAGCAAGUCCUAUGACAUCCUGGACAAGGUUAAUGCCCUGCUGCCCAUGGAUUCCUUCAUUAUGGUAAUGAGAGGCCUGAUGGGUAAUCAGUUAGCUUCAGUAAGAAGGAAGGCAAUGGAGUUACUCAAUAACAAACUACAGCAACGGACGCAGUGGGUGGAAGAACAGAUUACUGUGCUUCUGGAGCUCAUUGGCGUCCUCCUAAAAAUUGUGGGUCGGCGUCACGGACAGGUCACGGCACAGGAAGAAGAAGAGCUGGCUAUCAAUCGACAGACGGCCCUUUACAGCCUUAAACUUCUGUGCCGAAAUUUUGGCUCUGGCCACCAGGAGCCAUUUGUACCAGUGCUGAAAAAAGCGGUGGAGCUGGUUGCUGAUAAAGACGAGGAAAAGAACGUCAUGGGAAGUGCUCUGCUGUGUGUGGCUGAAGUGACCAGCACACUGAAAGCCCUCGCUAUACCACAAUUACACAGCCUGAUGCCUGCAGUGCUGGACACUCUGAAGGAGAGAAAGGACCUGCUGAACAAUGAAAUAUACUUGCUGAGUGCUGUCACAGCUCUACAGCGCGUAUCAGAGACUCUACCGCAUUUCAUCAGCCCCUACCUGGAGGACACCAUCUCACAGGUCGCCCGCUUAACUCUGCUAGCCAAGCGACUGACAUCCUGCCCUCAGCUGUCUGUACGUCUCUCCUCGCUCAGCACCACUCUUGCCACAAAGGUGCCUCCCAGGGUCCUCAUUCCCACCAUUACAAAAUGCCAUUGUGCCAUGGUGGAUGUUCAGCAGAACCGUCUUGGUCCUCUGAUGAUCAUCCUCAAGGAACAUAUAACUCACAUGGAAAAGGACCAACUCAACAACCACCAGUCAGAGCUCACUUCCUUCUUCCUGUCUGCUCUUGAUUUCCGUGCCCAGCAUUGCCAGGGAGAUCUGAAGAAGACUGGUGAGAUCGAGGGCUGUGUGAUUGACUGUCUGUUAGUGAUGGUUAUGAAACUUUCAGAAGUCACUUUCAGACCUCUCUUCUUCAAGUUAUUUGACUGGUCAAAGAUGGAUGGUGCUUCUAAAAACCGCCUGUUGACGUUCUACAGACUGGCAGACAGUAUCGCCAACAAACUCAAAGGACUGUUUGUGUUGUUUGCUGGGCAGCUGGUCAAACCCAUCUCUGAACUGCUGCGUCAGCUCAACAUUUCUCACACAGACAAACCCUUCUUCGAUUCAGAUGAUGAGGAUGAGGAGGAGGAUUCAGAUGAUGAUGAAGAUAAUGUGACAAAGAGCAGCCUGCUGCUGCAGUAUGUAUUGGACUGCCUCCAUAAAAUCUUCCUCUAUGAUACUCAGCGCUUCCUCAGUAAGGAGAGGGCUGACGCUCUCCUGGGCCCCCUGGUGGAUCAGUUGGAGAACAUGCUAGGAGGUGACGAGAUCUACAAGACCCACAUUACCAAGCAUUUGGUGCCCUGUAUUGCCCAGUUUGCUGUUGCCAUGGGAGAUGACUCCCAGUGGAAAGUUCUCAAUUAUCAGAUUCUGCUCAAGACACGACACAGUUCACCUAAGGUGCGUUUCUCUGCACUUGUCAUGCUGCUGGAGUUGGCUAGCAAGCUGAGGGAGAACUACAUGGUUCUUCUGCCAGAGACUAUCCCAUUUCUGGCUGAGCUUAUGGAGGAUGAAUGUGAGGAAGUGGAGCAGCAGGUGCAGAAGGUCAUUCAUGAAAUGGAGACUAUCCUCGGUGAACCACUGCAAAGCUACUUUUAAUACCACCCGCGACUGAUUUCACCCCAUCACAGGCGCUUCUUACACCCUUCAAGUGUGCAUUCAUUAUCCGUGUUUAAUAUUUAGUGAUGAACAUGCAUCAGUCUGCCCACCAGUUCCACCUGUACACCUCUUCACUGACUGACAGCUUGGCCACUACCUUUGUGUUCAUGUAUAUGUAAAUGUAAAAGGCCACAAAUCACUGGAUGCCACAUGCUUUUGACAGUAGGGUUAUAUAAAAACCACACACAUGAUGUUUAAAUGUGUCUAUUGUUUUUAAAAAUGAAAUGGUUUUAUAUUGAAUUUUCUAAUGCAUACUGAUGUACCUCUCUGGAAUCUGAACAUCAUAAAAAGAUGAGUCUGGAAAAUGUGAA
This is a messenger RNA of Cyprinus carpio (common carp), 7002 nucleotides long. Its product is annotated as HEAT repeat-containing protein 1. Gene Ontology annotation, biological process: maturation of SSU-rRNA from tricistronic rRNA transcript (SSU-rRNA, 5.8S rRNA, LSU-rRNA); positive regulation of transcription by RNA polymerase I. The record is from RefSeq and is a predicted model, not a curated record. Gene Ontology annotation, molecular function: snoRNA binding. Lineage: Eukaryota; Metazoa; Chordata; Actinopteri; Cypriniformes; Cyprinidae. Gene Ontology annotation, cellular component: t-UTP complex; small-subunit processome; 90S preribosome.